Molecule: messenger RNA, 5204 nt
Organism: Panicum virgatum (switchgrass)
Lineage: Eukaryota; Viridiplantae; Streptophyta; Magnoliopsida; Poales; Poaceae
Product: serine/threonine-protein kinase prpf4B-like
Exons: 16
Coding region: 100-2931 (943 amino acids)
Biological process (GO): mRNA cis splicing, via spliceosome; peptidyl-serine phosphorylation; peptidyl-threonine phosphorylation
Molecular function (GO): ATP binding; protein serine/threonine kinase activity
Source: RefSeq, a predicted model, not a curated record
CAGCCCGCAACCGCAAGCAAAAUCGCGUCGGCAUCUCGCUCUCGCAAGGGGUGAGGGGGAAGGAGGCUCCAACCCUAACCCUUACCCUCUCCCGUCGCCAUGGCAGCCGGCGGAGAGCCCUCCCUGUCGCCGCCGCCGCCGAGGACCUCACCUGCCAAGCACUCUCGCUCGCCCGACGACGCCCAGCCCGAUGCCUCCCCGAAGCGCCGCAAGCGCCACCAUCACCGACGCCACCACCGUCACACCGGCUCUCCGGUAGCCGUGGCUGCCGAUGACGAAGUAGAGGAGGGGGAGAUACUCGACGAUGCCGCCGCCGCCGCCGCCGCUAUGGACGUCGACGCUGAUUCCGCCGCCCCACAGGCUUCCCUUGUUCCGGAGCACCUUAACAAUGGUGCUGAUACAGACUCAAAUGCAGAUGCAACCAAGCUGCAAGCAUCUGCUCUGCCUACCCUUCCAUCCUUAAAAGACAGAAGGAAAUCACUUAACAUUGCCCCUGAGUCUGAAAGCGGAGGUAUCCUUUCAAGUGAUGCUGAGGACACCAAAGGGUAUGAACAAAGCCAAAGCCUUUCAAAAUCUCCAAAAUCUAGAAAGGAGAAGGACAGGAGGCGCAGAGAUGACCGUCACUCUUCGUCUUCUAAAGAUAAUCAUUCCAAAAAUCACUCUAGAACAUCUCCUCACCCUAGGCAUCACAGCGAAGCUCACUCAAGGGAUCACUCAAGGUCUAGAGAGAAAAGUGAUGGUGCUAAUGGUUCUCGUGCAAGUCUUAGGGAUGGCUCUGAUCAUGACAGCAAUGAUCGGAAUCGGAAAUCUGGCAGACAUACUAUUAGCAGACAGGAGAAUGAAAGGGAAAGGAGCAGUAUCCAUCUUGUUCAUGAUAGACCUGGUGACAGACAUGGUAGCCGGGAAAGGUAUAGGGAUGUUAGGAUAGAUAGAGACAAAGUUGAUUCACUUGAAGCCACCCGUAGGCCCAGAGACAGAAGCAGGAGUCGUAGUAGAUUGGAUCUAAGGGAAUGUGCUCAGGUUCGAGACCAAAGCCGAGAAAGGGAAAGACGGAGUGGUAGUUCAAGGCAUAAAGAACAUGAGACGAAGAGGGAUACAAGUAAAGAUCGGCAUAGAGAAUCUGACAGGGUUGAUAGUGUACGUGAAAGGGAGAGAGUGAGAGAUGAUAGGGACAGGGAAUGGCAUAUGGUUAAGGGAAGUGAAUCUCGUAGAGCCAUAGAAGGAUGGGACAACGUUAGCGAUAUUGAGAGGCACGGGGAUUCAACGCGCUCAAGAUACGGCACAUCUGAAGGUUACAAAGAGAGGGCUAGAUCCAGGGAGAAAGAUAGAGAUGUUGACCACAAAAGUUGGAGGUCUGAAGAAAUGAAGAAAAACUCUUUCAACAAUGAGGACGAUGAAGAGGAGUACCAAGAGAAAAUUGAACAGCAGUUAGCUAUGCAGGAAGAAGAUGACCCUGAAAAAAUUAAGGAGGAAGCAAGGAGGAGGAAAGAAGCCAUUAUGGCGAAGUACAGGCAGCAACAAUUUCAGAAGCAGCAUAUGGAAUCCAAACUAAGUAGCAAUAAUGAAGAAGUAAGAGCAAUGGAUGGAGAUGAAACUACGCAUCUGAAAGAUGAUAAUGAUAGCAGCUCUACAGGCAAUUACGAAGCUGAAAAUAAGCAUGAUUCAGAGGUUUUUACUGGCAAAGCAGACUUCACUGUGGGGAAGUCUCCUGCUCCCAAUGAUACUUUAGUUAGCACAGGCGCAUUCAGUGAUGAGAGGAUGAUAGGUGUUUCAGGUCUUGGAGAGGGUUCUCCCAAGAGCGAGAGAUCAGCAGACAUAUUUUGUGAUGACAUUUUUGGAGAAUCACCUGCAGGCAUUAGAAAAUCGGGCAAGGAUGAUGGUUUGCAUAUUGAGAGAAAUGCUCUUCAUGACAACUGGGACGAUGCAGAUGGGUACUACACUUACCGGUUUGGGGAAUUGCUGGAUGGCUGUUAUGAAAUCACAGCAGCACAUGGGAAGGGUGUGUUCUCAACAGUUGUGCGGGCAAAAGAUCUUAAAGCUGGUAAAGAUGACCCUGAAGAAGUUGCUAUCAAAAUUAUUCGCAACAAUGAUACAAUGUACAAGGCUGGUAGGCAAGAGGUUUCAAUAUUGGAAAAACUUGCAAGUGCGGAUCGCGAGGACAAACGCCACUGUGUGCGGUUUAUUUCUAGUUUCAUGUACCGGAACCAUCUUUGCUUAGUUUUUGAAUCUCUCAAUAUGAAUCUUCGUGAGGUAUUAAAGAAAUUUGGUCGUAAUAUCGGGCUUAAACUAACUGCGGUGAGGGCAUAUUCAAAGCAGCUCUUCAUUGCCUUGAAGCACCUGAAGAACUGCAAAGUUUUGCACUGCGAUAUAAAGCCGGACAAUAUUCUGGUGAAUGAGGCUAAGAAUGUGCUCAAGCUUUGUGAUUUUGGUAAUGCUAUGCUUGCUGGCAUGAAUGAGGUUACGCCUUACCUUGUCAGUCGUUUCUAUCGGGCACCUGAGAUCAUUCUUGGGUUACCCUAUGACCAUCCAUUAGACAUGUGGUCAGUUGGCUGCUGUCUAUAUGAGCUUUACACUGGGAAAGUCUUGUUCCCAGGUCCAUCAAACAAUGCCAUGCUUCGCCUUCAUAUGGAAUUAAAGGGCCCAUUCCCUAAGAAGAUGCUUCGAAAAGGUGCCUUUACAAUGCAACACUUUGACCAGGAUCUUAAUUUUCAUGCUACUGAGGAGGAUCCUGUGACAAAAACGGCUGUGAGAAGGUUAAUUUUGAACAUUAAACCAAAGGACAUUGGUUCUUUGAUUUCGAACUUUCCUGGCGAGGAUCCAAAAAUGCUGUCCAGUUUUAAAGAUCUCCUUGAUAAAAUAUUUAUCUUAGAUCCAGAAAAGAGGAUGACCGUAUCACAAGCACUUAGCCAUCCUUUUAUCACUGGCAAGUGAAAUAAGAUGCUGAUUGCUCUUGACAUUGAACUUAGCAUCUACCUUGUAAAAUACAAUUUGGGUUCCUCUUGUCUAAUCAUCGACGUUUCUGUCUUGUGUCCUGUGAGCUAUGAGACCAAGUACAUGGAUGAAGCACGCAACUAUGGAAGAGAUGGCUAUCUGCAGACCUUGCUGCAUGCACUUAUCAUUUGGAUAUGUUCUGUUGCUUGAUUCUGCCAGGGCCUCUGCUGUGUGCACAUUUUAUAUGCUUAAGGGCCAACAUAAGAAGGUCCUCGGAUGGAGAUAGCUGGACCCACUACUCACUUGACAUGGUAAAUCCUUUCAACUCUGGAUGUCUUCUGUUUUAUUCAUAAAGAGUUCUCACCUAUAUUUGAUAAAUGUCUUUGUACAUCAUGACUGAUUUUUAAAAAAAAAAAUUGGCGACCUUUAUUAUUUAUGACGUGUGUUUCUAGUAUUUAGAGUGUUACAGUUAGUUAUUUUUUGUUAGUCAUUUUAGGUUUGUUUACUAAAAUUUGUGUAUAUGUGUCUGCUAUCCCCCCACCCCCCGAGAGAAUGUGUGUGUAACCCUUCUCUUUGUACUAUAUUUAGAACCAUGGACAUCUCAUUUGUAUCCAAGCUAACAAACGUGAGUUGAGAGUUUUAUUUUCCAUACGUUAAUAAAGAAACACUGGUGGUAUUAGCUUGUUUUGUUAUCUGGAGGCUGAAAGUUUACCGUGUAAUUUGUAUUCAAGUUCUAUUCCAUUUUAUUCUUCAGAAUCCUAUUUUCCUUGUUGGUCAGUUUGAACCUAGUGGUUCAUAAGUGGGCAUGUGAAUGAGAGUAGUUUCUCAUGUUAGAUCCCUGUAAAUACUUUCUUGUGUUGGAUGAAGUAGUUGUGUUUAAGUUAAUUUUCUAUCUGUAGUACGUUCUGGGUAAAUUUAAAGAACCAGGCAUGAAAGUGCCUUAGAAAUUUCAGCCCAUUGACCCACCCCAAUGUACUGGUCACCUUCGUUAAUCUUUGGCCCAAUAGGCCAUUGCACCAUUUUUUUUUUUUUUGCAUUAAGUUGGACCCAGUUCAAUCUGAUAUGGCACAUUAACUGAUUUUGUUCAGUCCCUAGUGGCCAAGUCCCAUGCAUUUGGUGCUUGCAUUUUUCCCCCCUAUUUGGAUCAUUCUGCAACAACUGAUUGUAUGCUAAGGACUAAGGUCAGUCUCAGUGGGAAGUGUCAUCGGACAUUUGCCAAGAGAUGCACAUCAGUUUGACACUAGAAUGACAUAGUCACUCUCAGUGCACAGUGUGCACAGUGUCAUGGCAUAAUUUCAUAGACAACUUACAACAUUAAAUAGUGCAGUGGUUGUGUGAUCAAAUAUGCCAUCGCCAUGACUUAACGAAGACCGUUCUCAGUGGGGAGUGUCAUCCCCGUGUCAUGACUUGACAACCAUGCUAUGAGAGGGUCAUGGUGAUGACCGGGAUCAUCUCUCUCUCCUCUUAACUCUGUUGCCAAAUCAGCAAUUGUGAUGAUGUGUCAUAAUCUUUAAUACCUACACUCUUAUGACACUAGCAUUGAGACUGGCCUAAGGUACUGUUCAACUGGCAGCAGUGUUGUCCCGAUAUAAUAGGGCACCUUUAAGAAACCGUAAGAAAUUGGCAAAGCUAUGUAAUAACAUUUGGGGUUAUACACAACAUAAUCUCUUACAGGGUGUUGAUGAAUGGAAAAUGAAUUAUGCUGUUUCGCUUGUAUGUUGUUUCAGACAUCCAGUUAUGGUAGACUUCACAAGUUUCAAAUGUAACUUGUAACAUGCUAUGCACACCCCGGGCCACCCGGGCCAUGGCCCGGGGUUCGGCCCAAAUUUUUUUCAUUUUGUAGUAGCUUCUACCUCUGGACUUGGAUCAAUUGCUGAAGAAGGACUUGGAUCAAUUGCUGAAGAAGAAUAAAUAUAUUACUUCGCGAUGACGCUUUUUAAGUUCUGUUCCUCAUAAAGUGGGUAUGACUUCAAUGGUAAACAAAAUAGAAAAAAAAUAUUGGUGAUGUGCCCUACUUGCAUAUUGUGGUAGGAAGCAAACGUCUGCCAAGCAUGUGCUCCCUCGGGGGACAAGAAGGCACACCCGGCCGAUUGAAGUUCUACCCUUGAUAAUUCAUGCUGUUUAGUAAUGGAAAAGUUCACAAGCUGACACAUGGUGAAAUUUUCGUGAGUACAGCUAUCGAUCAGUUAUUUACUCAGCAGGAGAAUACUUCGCUGUAAUGUGCAUAAUAUAAUUUUUUAAGUCAGUUGGGAAUUUUGCCCGUUUAUUUAAAA